CUUCCUCCCCAAUUUAACAGGACACCUCCACGACCACUGAAGUAGCGAAAGAAAAUCUCCUAAUCCUAAAAUUUCUGAAAGUUCUAAGACCAGACCAGAGAAUCUUCUAUGUCUGCAUCACUACUCGGCUCUCGAAUCAUUCCUGGAACAACCAACAAUUGCAGGUGCCAUCACCGCAAGAGCUACAACAGCAAAACCAUAAUGUCCGCCUGCGUCGACAACUCCUGCUACGAUUCUGAAAUAACCCAGGUCGUCGAUCGUUUUCUUGACAAUCACGUUAACUUCUCCAGACCCAAUUUCCCAGAUCUCGUCACUUGUUCUCCUCUCACUCAUCAAGAACAGAACACCUCUGCCUCCAUCGACGGCGGUGUAGACAGGGAUGAUGAGAUGUGGUUGAACAUCCGAGAAGAAGCUCAUAGCGAUGUGGAGCAAGAACCCAUCUUGUCUGGCUACUAUUUCUGCUCGAUUCUAGCCCAUGAUUCUCUGGAGAAAGCCCUAGCGACACAUUUGGCGACAAAAUUAAGCAAUUCCGCUCUGCCUUGUAUUACCCUAGUUGAGAUCUUCUCCGGCGUCUUCAAGGAGGACCCAGAGAUCAGGAAAGCGAUCCGGGACGAUCUCAGAGCGGCCAAGGAUCGUGACCCGGCAUGUAUCAGUUACGUCCAUUGCCUUCUCAAUUUCAAGGGCUUCCAGGCCUGUCAGGCUCAUAGGGUAGCCCAUAAGCUAUGGUCUCAGGGUCGGAACGUGUUGGCCCUGUUAAUUCAGAACCGGGUCUCUGAGGUUUUCGCUGUGGAUAUCCACCCCGGUGCUAAGAUCGGGCGGGGCAUUUUACUGGACCAUGCAACCGGAGUCGUGAUCGGCGAGACGGCGGUGGUGGGUGACAAUGUAUCCAUCCUUCAUAAUGUAACCUUAGGAGGUACAGGCAAGCAAUCUGGGGAUAGACACCCUAAGAUCGGGGAUGGGGUUUUGGUGGGUGCAGGGACUCAUAUUUUGGGUAAUGUUCGGGUCGGUGAAGGGGCAAAGAUCGGUGCCGGGUCAGUGGUGCUGAAGGAAGUACCCGCUGGGACCACAGCUGUCGGAAACCCGGCCAGAUUGCUUGGAUGCAAGGAGAACCCAAUUAAGUUAAAUAAGCUCCCUAGUUUCACCAUGGAUCACACCUCUUUUAUAAGUGACUGGUCUGGUUAUGUAAUAUAGGGAGGGAAAUAAGGGUAUGUAUCUUGUUAAUUUGUCUGCGAGAAUGAAGUUCUUGGCAUAGGUUUAAAAUUUCGGAUUUCGACAACAUUUCAGUCUCUGUCCUGUUUUUAUCUUAUGCUCUUAUUGUAUAAUGGAUGUUCUCUACAUAGGUUCAAAA
Molecule: messenger RNA, 1348 nt
Organism: Macadamia integrifolia
Lineage: Eukaryota; Viridiplantae; Streptophyta; Magnoliopsida; Proteales; Proteaceae
Product: serine acetyltransferase 1, chloroplastic-like
Exons: 1
Coding region: 109-1191 (360 amino acids)
Cellular component (GO): cytoplasm; cytosol
Molecular function (GO): L-serine O-acetyltransferase activity
Source: RefSeq, a predicted model, not a curated record